GCAGGACCGAUCCCGUAGUCGGAGCUGCCUUCCGUGAAUCAAGUGUAGAAAUAGCAGGAGCACCUGGGCACGUAGGAAGCCACGCACUUGCCCUGCUUCACUUUGGGUAGACUUCCAGUUGCUUCUUUCUUCUGAGGCCACCCAGGGGAAACAGAAUCAACACUCCAGUUGACAUCACCAGGUUUACGAGACCGAACUGGAUCAAUUUGCAUCGCUCGGAAAGAAACACCACUCCACGCACAUUUACACGGAUAGCCCGACUCCACUCGCCGCCGGACAGACUGCCGCUGCGCCGCUGGCAACUUGCUUGGGCUGACAUCCCACGCCUCCCACGCUCACUUUCACGCCCACGAACACCCUCCCACGUCGACGAAGCGAAGCUAAAUCGUCCGCAUUCCGUCAGCUCACCUUAUCCGCCGUGUGCACUCCGUACCCUAUUUCGAGUGACGGACAGCAGACCAUCUCCACUGCAGCUCGUUUCCCAGGUAGGCAGGCCCCUUUCCCGGUCCUUCGUCAGCUUCCAUGCCUGCUCCAUCUGGCAUCGCGGCAUCCAAAUGCAAAGACCAAGAUAGCAUCAAGCUUCUGCGCAAUCUACGCCAUUGUGAGCUGACGGAAACGGGCCGUCCACAAGCACCACUGUGUUGUUCUCUGGACUAAUUCUCUGUUUGUUACGCAGAAGUGGGAAUCACCUCCUGAGUCUUGGACCUCGUACUUGGUCUCCGGAUACACCGUCCCGGCGUCACCACCUCUUCACCUUGCCGCCUCCCGUCGCCUCACCGACGCCCCUCUCGGCCCUCGUACACGCCCCUUGUGUCGCCUAGAGCUACCUGUACUUCGUACACGGAGAACAGGUACCCAGUUACCCCAACUUGAAAAUUUUCAUCGGCCUUCUCCAACUCUUCGAAUUCAGCCAGAGUUGGGCACAAAGUCGGGAAAAAAACGACCAUCAACAAGAAAGGAAGAAAAAAAGAAAUUGCCAAUUCCUAGGAUCGGGUCUGGCUUCCGUCUUCUCCCACCCUCCACACCAACACCCCCGUCUCAACCCUUAACCACCCCGGUCGUCGACGGACCCUCGUCGCCCCCGUUAUUCAACCACCCUGGUCUCCCGGCUCCACGCCGCACACCCUGCCACGACCUGCAGCGAACCCUCUGCACAAUCGACCCCGAUUCGGGUGCCAGUCUCCCUACUCUGUCGUCUGUGUACGGAUACGCCUGGGCGGAAACCUUGGAAGCACAUCAUACAGUUGGAUUCGAAUCAAAGCUUGGAGCUCCAGCGCACGCUCGACCUGCUACGCAAUCCGCACGCCCGCCAUCCCAUCUUCUGCGCCGUCCCAUCCCUCCAUCGCUUUCCCAAUUCUCGUUCCUCGUCCGCCCGUCUCCCGUCCCCCGUCCCCAGGCUUCGCUCGUCCGUCGUCCAGGCAAGUACCCGGUACCUCGACGCCUCUGCCGGCGCCUGGCCUUGCUGCCAUCCCUCCUUUGUGAAACUGCGUUGAAACCCCCUUCUCCCUAUCAUUCUCAGAUCCUCCGUGGCCAUGGGUCUAAGUCGCUGUACCUUGCCGGGCAAGCCUCCAUCGAGGACCGGACCAGUUCACAAGGUUUUAAACCGACUUUUCCUCGUCCGCGAUCCAGUUGCAGGGAACACAACGCCCUUCCCCUCUGUUGGUCCAUCCAAUGCGACUCUUGCGACUCCACGCUCUCACCAUACUCUAAAUUGCCUUCCUGCGCCUUCUCCGAAAGCUGGUCUCCUGCUGCGUCCUCCUCAUCAACGACUAAUAUCACGUUCCGGCCGGUCCCAUUACACCACACGUACCACACGCACCACUACCCAUCACGCUCGUCUGCUUCGCCUCGGAGCUCCUCCAACAACUACUAAUUGCCUCGUUCCGUCGCCCACUCCCGCCUCCUCUUUCUUCUCCGCAUCUCUCCCACCGACACAUGCGCCGGUAAUGUCAAUGGCGUCGUAUCCCUUCAGUUCAGCCAGCUCCUCAGACAUCUCUACGCCCCGGUCCUCCUCGCCUUCGCCAUCGUCCGUCGCCUCUGCCCGCUCCUCUCGCUCCUCUAUAUCUAACAAGCGCAUGUCCAUGUCCAGUCGCAGAAUGACAGACUUCAACCCCAUGUCUUCCGUCGACAUCUCCGUCAUUGAAGACAAGAUGAGAAUGGCCUCCCUCGACCAGCACCGUGGCUACUCCCAGAACACCUUUGGCGAGGUUCAGCAAUAUCGCAACACGGAAUACGUGCCCAAGACCCAGGCUACCGCUUUCCAGAUCCUGCGCGAGCCCCUCUGGAACAAAGGUCUCUCCUUCACGCCCGAAGAGCGCGUCAACAGAAACCUCACCGGCCUCAUCCCUCACACCAUGGAGAGCCUCCAGACGCAAUGCCAGCGGGCCAUGAAGAUGAUCAACACCCGCCAGACCGACGUCGACAAGUAUCUCUACCUGUCCUCGCUCAAGGCCCAAAACUUUGACCUCUUCUACCGCCUGCUCAUUGACAACGUCCGCGAGCUCAUGCCCUUGGUCUACACUCCCACCAUUGGCGAUGUCUGCCUGCAAUACUCUACCCUCUACACCCGCCCGGAGGCUCUGUACAUUUCCAUCAAGCAGCGAAAGUCCAUCCGCACCAUGCUCCGCAACUGGCCCUACCCCAACCCCCAGAUCUGCGUCGUUACCGACGGUUCCCGCAUUCUGGGUCUUGGUGACCUCGGUGUCAACGGUGUUGGUAUCUCUAUUGGCAAGCUCGCUCUGUACACUGGUGCCGCCGGUAUCCACCCCGAAAACACCCUGCCCAUUGUCCUCGACACCGGCACCAACAACGAGACCAACCUCAAGGACCCCUUCUACCUGGGCAUCCGCUCCAAGCGUGUGUCCGUCGCCGAGCAGCAGGCGUUCAUGGACGAGUUCAUGGAGGCCGUCACCGAGGUCUACCCCGAGAUGACUGUCCAGUUUGAGGACUUUGAGUCCGAAAAGGCCUUCAACUACCUCGACCGCUACCGCGACAAGUACCGCUGCUUCAACGACGACAUCCAGGGAACUGGUGCCGUCGUCUUGGCUGGCUACAUCAACGCCGUCGAGCUCUCUGGCGUUCCCCUCGAGGAGCAGCGCCUGGUCUUCAUGGGCGCCGGUUCCGCCGGUGUCGGUGUCGCCAAGCAGCUCGUCGAGUACUACACCAAGCGCGGCCUCAGCGAGCAGGUCGCCAGGGACAAGUUCUGGCUGGUCGACACCAAGGGUCUCGUCACCAAGGACCGCGGUGACAAGCUCGCCGAGCACAAGAAGUACUUUGCCCGUACCGACAACAACGGCCACCAGUUCCGCACCCUCGAGGAGGUGAUUGAGUACGUCAAGCCCACCGCUCUCGUCGGUCUCACCGCCACCUUUGGCGUCUUCACCGAGUCCGUCGUCCGCGCCCUCAAGGCCUCUGUCGACUCUGGCGGUCUUGGCCGCCGCCCCGUCCUCUUCCCCCUCAGCAACCCCCUCACCAAGGCCGAGUGCACUUUCGAGCAGGCCGUCCAGUGGACCGACGGCACCGUCAUCUUCGCCUCCGGCUCCCCGUUCUCCCCCUUCACCAUGAAGAGCCCCGACGGCCAGGCCAUUACCUACCACCCCAACCAGGGCAACAACGUCUACGUCUUCCCCGGUCUCGGUCUCGGUGCCAUCCUCGCCAAGGCCUCCAAGGUCACCGACGACAUGGUCUACACCUCGGCUGCCGCUCUCGCCGCGUCCCUCAACGUUGACGAGAUCCACAAGGGUCUCAUCUACCCCCGCAUUGAGCGUGUCCGUGACGCCAGCGUCAUUGUCGCCCGCGAGGUCAUGAAGUCCGCCCGCAGAGCCGGCGUCUCCAAGCUUCCCGAGUCCCAAUGGGUCGAGUGGGAGGAGUGGGGUGACGUUGCCCUGGACGCCUGGAUCAAGGAGCGCGUCUACGACCCCGUCAGCUUCUCCGAGAAGAGCCGAAUUUGAACCACACCCCCCAAAAGAUUGUGCGAUGGAUGACUUGCAUUUAUGGAUCAAAAGGGCUUGGACAGGGAAUACCUGAGACGUUCUCAGAGCGAAAUUGGUUUUUUUUUCGGCGUUGGGGUAGGCAUCAAGGGCCUUGGCUUUCCAAUCUUGCCGAGAUUUGAGCGAAGGGAAACACAGACACAUUUUCAACGUCACUAAAAGGACGACGACGCUUUUUUACUACGAGUACGCCCCAUGUGGCCAUCGUCUCCGUGACGCCUGUUCGCGUCGGAGUUUUGAAUUUAGAGUAGAGGAUGUGGGGGAGACAGGUUUCGCGGUAAUACUUCCUGAUGGAGCCAUGCUACAUGGAACGCGAUUUAGAAAUAGACUUGGAUGCCUGUACGACUGUGCUGCUGUGGAUGUGACUGUGAUCCUGCCCAGAGUGGACAAUGGACUCUAGAGAGCUUGCCGAGCUCCCGUAGGCAAAAGAGCGGAGG
This is a messenger RNA of Colletotrichum scovillei, 4426 nucleotides long. RefSeq names its product malic enzyme. NCBI's taxonomy places the organism in Eukaryota, Fungi, Ascomycota, Sordariomycetes, Glomerellales, Glomerellaceae. The record is from RefSeq and is a predicted model, not a curated record. The transcript has 3 exons. Bases 1533 to 3950 code for a protein of 805 amino acids. Gene Ontology annotation, biological process: malate metabolic process; pyruvate metabolic process. Gene Ontology annotation, molecular function: NAD binding; malate dehydrogenase (decarboxylating) (NAD+) activity. Gene Ontology annotation, cellular component: mitochondrion.